Molecule: messenger RNA, 513 nt
Organism: Colletotrichum paranaense
Lineage: Eukaryota; Fungi; Ascomycota; Sordariomycetes; Glomerellales; Glomerellaceae
Exons: 2
Coding region: 1-513 (170 amino acids)
Source: RefSeq, a predicted model, not a curated record
AUGGAAAGCUCAGCUCCCCCGCUCCCUCGAGUCCCUGGUGGCCUAGAUUUUACAUUUGCAGCGUUGAGUUUCGCGUCUCACGACGGCUUGGCUGUCUGCAGCACCCACGGUCUGCAAAGACGGACUAUACCGACGUCGUUGCUGACGGAUGUGGCCUCUCCCACAUCCCGGAGCCACGGAAGUCUUUCAAAGGCCAAAUGCUGCAUAGGACCUAAGCUUGCUGCAGACAGCCGAGUCGUCGUAACAGCGCGGAGCCGCGAACCAAACGCAGGACUUCAGCACAUCAACCAAGCAACCUUUGACACGGAAGGUGGUGAUCCAGCCACUGACGAGGGGCUCAAGAUGAUCUGGAAUGCAGAUGUUUUGGGCGAUCAGGGGCAGACGGGCAAAACGGAGGGUGUUGGCGGCUGGGCAGCGGGAGUGGCAGCGUGUUUUCCUCUUUCUUCCUCUUUCUCUCAGCCUUCUCUCAACUCGACCGUCGUCCCGUGGAGCCUCAAGAAAAAGUUUGCAUGA